Molecule: messenger RNA, 5164 nt
Organism: Vespa crabro (European hornet)
Lineage: Eukaryota; Metazoa; Arthropoda; Insecta; Hymenoptera; Vespidae
Product: peptidyl-alpha-hydroxyglycine alpha-amidating lyase 1-like
Exons: 6
Coding region: 418-2169 (583 amino acids)
Biological process (GO): peptide metabolic process
Cellular component (GO): membrane; extracellular region
Molecular function (GO): catalytic activity; protein binding
Source: RefSeq, a predicted model, not a curated record
UCAUUCGAAACGUAUGGUUCUGCUUAGGCUGGACGCUACUUCUCAAUAGGAACGUGCUGUUUUAUUCUUGACACGUCGACAUCUGUAAAUUGAAAAUUGUUAAAAAUAUUAAACAAAUAUAAUGCCUUUGAUAUCGUGUAUCAGUGAAAAUAUUUGAUCUUGCAAAUAAAUUGCAAUUAUAAGAUCUCAUAAUUAAAAUCAUACGUUGUGUUAUCAUCAGAAACAAUAAUUCCAAAUAUCAAUACAAAUUUGAUAUGUUGUUCUUCAUUUAAAAUAUCUUAGAUAUGAUCUUUCUAAUAAUUUCUUGAAUAUAUUAUUAUUAAAGAAUUGUGUGCUUUUUACGAGCAAUGUACUAAAUGAUAUUUAUAAGGAAUGUAUUAACUGUUUAUCAAAAACUAAUGACAAUUUUUUCUAAGAAUGAAGCUUAUACAGCAUGACAUUACAUGCUAUUUAUAUAUUUUAUUUAUUAUAUCUGCCAUUGUCAAAACAUUUUCUCAAGAUUUGCCAAACGUUCAGGAGAAACCAGUUCACUUGCCAGAAACAAAAUUUAACUUUAACGAAUAUUCUGAAUAUCCAGAUAAUACAGAUAGAAAUUUAGGAUCUUUGGCAUCUCAAUGGAAUCAAAUACUUUCUGUUAAUCGUAAUUUACAGGCACAAAAUGUCAAUAGUAUUAACAAUGAAAAUUUAUCUGAAUCUUUAGAAACAUUAGAUCCAAAUAUAGUAUGGGAUUCUAAAUGGGGAUCUAAUUUAAAAUUGGGACAAAUAUCUGCAGUGUCAUUGGAUCCUAAUGGAAAUAUAGCGUUAUUCCAUAGAGGAAGACGAACUUGGGACCAAGAUACGUUUAACAAUGAAAAUAAAUUUGAUCCUAAUAAAGGCCCAAUAAAGGAAAAUACAAUUUUUCUUAUGGAUAAAACUGGAAAAGAAUUAUUACAAUGGGGUAAAAAUAUGUUUUAUUUACCUCAUGGAUUGACCAUAGAUUUCAAUGGAAAUUAUUGGAUUACUGAUGUUGCCUUACAUCAAGUAUUAAAAUUCGAUGCCAACGAUAUAGAGGCACAUUGGAAAGAUUUAAAAAGAGAACAAUACGAUAGAAAAUUAAUAGAGAUUGAUAAUCACGAUCGAAAUGCCUUAUUUAAACACAGUAUUAUAAAACCAUCUUUGAUUCUUGGUGAGGCUUUUGAGCCUGGUAACGAUGAAACACGAUUUUGUAAGCCAACAGCAGUUGCUGUACAAUUAAAUGGAGAUUUUUUUGUUAGCGAUGGUUAUUGUAAUUCUAGAAUUAUUAAAUUUAACAAAAAAGGUGAACGAAUUUUACCAUGGGGUCGUCAUUGGGGAGUAAGAGAAUAUGUUUAUCAACAACCACCACCACAUAAUGCAUUCUUUGUACCGCAUGCAUUAGCUUUGGCAAAUGAUCUUGAUUAUAUUUUUGUUGCCGAUAGAGAAAAUGGUAGAGUUUCUUGCUUUUUUGCUAGUAAUGGGACAUUCCAUAAAGAGUACAAACAUCCUAGCAUUGGUACUAAAAUAUACAGUGUAGCAUACGCCCAAGAACAAAUUUAUUUAAUCAAUGGACCUGAUUUAUUUGAGAAUGAUCAGCAUAUACGUGGUUUUAUCGUAGACAUCAAUUCUGGAAAUGUAUUAUCACAAUUUGCACCUACAGAAAGAUUACGUAGACCACACGAUAUAGCUGUAAACAAUGAUGGAUCAGAGAUUUACAUUGUAGACUUAGAUACAUCAAAGAUAUAUAAAUUUUUACAAAAAUCAACCAGUGCUAACAAAAUAGAAAAUUCUACGCAUACAUUGAAUCAUCAUCAAACCGCACCAUUAACGGAUAUUAAUUCUCAAGAAACGUCUAAUUCAAAAACUACAAUGGCAACUUUAAUAUUGUCUCUUGUUACAACUACUGUUAUUUUUAUAACACUAUGCGUGACUACUGCUGCUGUUAUAGCGAAAUGUCAAAAAAGAGGAUGCUUAUUAAUGAUGCGUAAAAGAAUGCAUUGGCAAGCGGAAAGAAGGGAAAAGAUGAAGUUUUCAAACUUACUUGAAAAACGAAGAGGCAAGGGAUUUAAAUUUUUCGAAAAACGGCCGAACAAACGUGACUUCAGUAAAUUGAAUACCGAACCAGAAACUUCCGACGACGAACGUUCUGAGAAUAAUUUAAACAUGAUGAUAUGAAUACUUCACGUUUAUCAAAUAAUAACAUAAAAGAAAUUACUUUUACGAAGAGAAUUACUUGUGCGAAGGACAAAAAGAAAAAAAAAAAAAAAGAAGAAAAAGAAAAAAGUAACAUGUUCGAACGAUCUAUUAUCGUCACCAAUUCGAACGAAAAUUAUAAUAAUCAAAAAUUUCGAAAUGUAAAAGACGAUUAAUCGAAUUUCACGUUAUUCCACGUUAACGUCUAUAAAUUUCUUAACAAUGUCAAUGAGUAUAAAAAAUUACGACGAUCGUUGGAUAAAUCGAAAAAUUAUUAUUAUUAUUUUUGAAAUAGAACAAUGUUGAAGCAAAAGAGAAAGAAAAAGAAAAUAAAAAAAGAAAGGAAGAAAGAAAGAAAGUAGAAGAACUUACCUCGUCCGCGAAUCACCGAGAAAAGCAAAAAAAAAAACAAAACAAAAAAAAGGUAGGUAGGUGUUCGAUCAUAGAGACGCAAUUUUUUCCAUUAUUUGCAAUGGAAUAACAAAUUGAUCAAAAUCGAUAUAUUACGUAUACAUUUAAACAUUAUAUUAUACACAUAAAGGAUUUAUUAAAUGAAAUUAAUCGAUUUAAUAAAUGUAUCGUCGUGUUAAUCGAUCGAGUCGAUUGACGAACGUGCAUUUGUCGGGGUUUAAAGAACGAAGAACGAUUGUUAUACAUGUGCGUCGAACCUAAUUGAAAAUUAAAAUACAUGACAAAAUUAAUAACAGAUAUGUUCAAUGAAAACAAUCUAAUCGACGAUAUAGAAGUACACAAGUACAAAAUUGUUUAACGUUACAACGUGAAGUUAUGGUAUUUGAUAAGGUAUGAUAAUAAGCUUUUUUGUGUUUUUCUUUUUUUUUUUCAUUCUUUUUUUUUCUUUUUUUUUUUUUUUUUUUUUUUUGUUUCGUUACAAACGUAAAAGAAAAAUUUGUUGAAUCGUAUCGAUAUAACUUAAGACAUAUUGUCCAAAGGCAGUCAAUAUUAUUUAAAGGAAAAAUGUAACGAUCUAUCGUGUAGAUUAUAUUUGAAAUAUCAAAAAAACCAAUGGCUGUUCAAACGAAGCCAUUUUUCUUUCUUUUUCUCUUAUUAUACGAUCCUUUCUUCAAAGAUAUUCUUUUAACAUUAUUGACAAAUAUAAAAAUGUUCACGUACGUAAAUCCUCUUAAGGAUUAAUCCAAUUGAUCGUAAAGUGUUUACUAUGGACAGAGACAGAGACAGAGACAGAGACAGAGACAGAGAGAGAGAGAGAGAGAGAAAGAGAGACAUGUAUUUAUCGAAGAAAAAGAAAAAAGAAAGAAAAGAAAAAAAAAUUGUUUGAUCUUUCUUUCAGUUUAAAAAAAUGAAAAAAAAAAAAAAAAAAAGAAAUAUUUUAAAUUCGAGUCGAUAAAAUAGCGAACUGUAGUAGAUAUGGUAGAUAACUAAUUAUCGACGUUAUUAACGUCGAUAAAAACGAAUUCUAUGCGAAAGGUUUUAAUAACGCGUUAAGAUCGUAUUAAACUCGAAUGAUAAUAAAUAAUUCCGAUGAUACGAUAUAUCGAGAAGAAAAAGAAAAGAAAAGAAAAAAAAAAAAAGAAAGAGAAAAACAAGUCUUAAAAAGGAUAUAUUCGCAGGGUACUUUUUUUAAAGCGUUAUUUUCAAUUCGAUAUUUCCGUAAUACGUUUCACUAUUUUUAUCAAUGGCUACGAAACCCAAGUGUCGUUAUAGUCGACAAUUUUUACGAGAUAUUAUUGAAAAAUCGUCAAGGAUUUUAAUAUAUCCUAAGACGGAAUAUUUUGAUAUAAUUUCAAAUAAUAUUUUGCAAUCGUUGAAACGAUAGAUUACCGUCGAGUAUUAACGUGAAUUUAAAGAUAGAAAAGAGAAAAAGAAGAAAAACGAAACGAAAAAAAAAAAAAAGAAAAGAAAAAACAAAAAAGAACAAAAAAGAAGAUGAAGAAUCUAUGUCACACACAGAGAUACACAAUGAUAUAUUAUACAGUAUUAUACAGUGACAUAUCGUAUUUAAUGAUGCCAAUGACGAUAAUAGUUGUCGAAUUCUCUAUUGUCGUUUUUGAUGACUGCUUAUUUAAAUGUAGCUAAUACACACACAUACACACAUACACACAUACACACAUACAUACAGACAGACAGACAGACAGACACACAGACAGAUACACGAGAAUGUCGAUAUAAGUAAUUGGCUUUUAAAACUAUCAGCUACUUACUAAACGAUGACUGCAUUAUAAUUGUUAACCGCGCUUCCACAACCUCCCCAUAAUUGUUCCUCAUGAUCUAUCAAUAUAAUCUAUUUAAUUAUUAUAAAAAAAAGAAAGAGGGCAAAGGAAAAAAUAAAAAAAAAAAAAAAAGAUAAUAAUUAUAAAAAAAGAAAAAAAAGGGAAAUAUAUAAAUAUAUAAAAUAAAUAAAUAAAUCAAUCAAUCAAUCAAUAAAGACGUGAGAAAGGAAAAGGAGAAAUUUAAAAUAUUGCAUCAAACGAGUAAAAACUUUCUAUGGGAAGAAAAAGAUAGGGGAAAGAAAAAAAAGAAAAAAAAAAGAAAAAAGAAGAAAAAAGAAAGAAAAAGAAAAGAAAAAGAAAAGGAAAAACUUUCCAUCGAUAAUAACGUUGAGAUGAAUGAUCUUCUUCUACAUAUAGUACCUGACGAAUAAUAAACUGAUAUCUCUUAUCACUUUGCGCUCUUACAUCUUAACUAUUCGAAAAAUACACAAUAAGUUUUAAUCCUUAAGAAAUCGUUUCCGUGUUUCCCUCUUUAACGUUAACGUUAUACAUACAUACAUACAUACAUACAUACAUACAUACAUAUAUAUAUAUAUAUAUAUAUAUAUAUAUAUAUACAUAUGUAUGGUAUAUAUAUAAUAUAUAGAUAUUUACAGUGCGUAUUAAUUCCGCACUAUUUCCAAUACAUGCGAACAGCAUCAUUGUAUCUCUCUAUAUCUCUCUCACUCAUUCAUUCAAUCUGUGUACGCGUAUUCAAAUAUAUAUUUUCAAUAAAAUCCCUGUGUGUA